Messenger RNA from Phalaenopsis equestris, 1953 nucleotides. Its product is annotated as probable E3 ubiquitin-protein ligase ARI7. Lineage: Eukaryota; Viridiplantae; Streptophyta; Magnoliopsida; Asparagales; Orchidaceae. Gene Ontology annotation, cellular component: cytoplasm; ubiquitin ligase complex. Gene Ontology annotation, biological process: protein polyubiquitination; positive regulation of proteasomal ubiquitin-dependent protein catabolic process; ubiquitin-dependent protein catabolic process. Bases 163 to 1914 code for a protein of 583 amino acids. The record is from RefSeq and is a predicted model, not a curated record. The transcript is spliced from 15 exons. Gene Ontology annotation, molecular function: ubiquitin conjugating enzyme binding; zinc ion binding; ubiquitin protein ligase activity.
GUUGAGCAAGAUUUCUCUUCCCCAUUUCGUGCGCAAUUCGGACUCUAUCAUACGCGCCUUCGGCGAAAAAUUUCCGAAUUCGGCCGCUGGAUCCUGUAUUGAUCUACCCUAUUCUUCUUCAAUUUUCGGUAACGAUAGGGUUUUGGGAUUGGGUCUGUGAGGAUGGAAUCGGACUACGAGACGCACGAUGCCAGCGACAUGGAGUCGAUGGAGGAUGACUUCUACAGCGAGGAGACGACGACGGCGGGGAACGAAGAGGAGGAAGACGAACAAAAGUAUGGUUUCAGCGAUAACGAGUCGGAUGAAUCGGAUGAAAUGGUUUCCGAGCGUCUGCAGCAAAACUUUACUAUAUUGAAUGAAACUGACAUAAGGCAGCGCCAAGUGGAUGAUAUAAGUAAUGUAUCAAUGGUACUUUCCACUUCAAGGGUUCAUGCAUGUCUUCUUCUCCAUCAUUUUAACUGGAGCGUUAGUAAGGUGCAUGAAGAGUGGUUUGCUGAUGAAGAUACAGUUCGGAGGGAUGUAGGCUUGUUGGGGAUGCAAGUUGAGAUGCCUAAUACUAGAGAACUGACAUGUGGAAUAUGCUUUGAAGUUUUUCCUCGGAAGGCGAUGUGCUCUGCAGCUUGUGGUCACCCGUUUUGCCGUUCAUGUUGGAGAGGUUAUAUAGGAGCAGCUGUGACUGAUGGGCCGGGAUGCUUGAUGUUGAGAUGCCCUGAUCCAUCUUGCGGCGCUGCCAUUGGGCAAGAUAUGAUUGAUAUUUUAGCUAGCGGGGAAGAUAAACAGAAGUAUGCUUACUACCUCCUCAGAUCAUACAUUGAGAAUAACAGGAAGACAAAAUGGUGUCCAGCACCUGGAUGUGAAUUUGCCAUUGAAUUUGUUAUUGGAUGUGGAAACUAUGAUGUUUCAUGUAAUUGCUCCCACAGUUUUUGUUGGAAUUGUACAGAGGAGGCGCAUCGUCCAGUGGACUGUGGCACUGUAGCAAAGUGGAUAUUAAAGAACAGUGCAGAGUCUGAAAACAUGAAUUGGAUAUUGGCCAACUCCAAACCUUGCCCAAAAUGUAAAAGGCCAAUUGAGAAAAAUCAAGGCUGUAUGCAUAUAACUUGCACGCCACCUUGCAAAUUUGAGUUCUGUUGGUUAUGCCUCGGUUCAUGGAUAGAGCAUGGGGAGAGAACUGGGGGUUUCUACGCUUGUAAUCGUUAUGAAACUGCAAAGCAGGAGGGGAUGUAUGAUGAGUCUGAAAGGAGAAGAGAAAUGGCCAAAAACUCCCUUGAGAGAUACACACACUACUAUGAACGAUGGGCUACCAAUCAACAAUCAAGACAGAAGGCACUUGCGGAUCUGCAUAAUAUCCAAACUCAAAAGCUUGAGAAGCUUAGCAAAAUACAAUGCCAGCCAGAGUCCCAACUCAAGUUUAUAAUUGAAGCCAUGCUACAGGUUGUUGAGUGUAGGAGAGUACUGAAAUGGACUUAUGCAUAUGGGUAUUAUCUACCUGAGCACGACCAUGCUAAGAGGCAAUUUUUUGAGUAUCUACAAGGUGAGGCUGAGGCUGGUUUAGAGCGACUUCAUCAAUGUGCAGAGAAGGAACUUCUGGUGUAUCUUGAAGCUGAGGCUCCAAUGAAGGAAUUUAUCGACUUUCGCAUAAAGCUAGCUGGAUUGACUAGUGUCACAAGGAACUACUUUGAAAAUCUGGUUCGAGCCCUAGAAUCCGGAUUGGAAGACGUCGGGCCUAAUUGGCAAACCAAUAGCAGCAAGUCUUCAAGCUCAAACAGCACUUCUAGCAAGAACUGUUGUGGGAAUAGCUCCAGAUCAAGUGCAACCACCACCACCUCGGAUCACUACUGGUCGUGUGAUAGGUGCACAUAUGCUAACCCCAUCUCUAACCAUACAUGUGAGAUAUGCGAGCGUCAUCGCCAUUGAAUCCUCCAAACACUUCUAGAUCUUUCUAGAUACAAAUAA